Molecule: messenger RNA, 2308 nt
Organism: Chinchilla lanigera (long-tailed chinchilla)
Lineage: Eukaryota; Metazoa; Chordata; Mammalia; Rodentia; Chinchillidae
Gene: Pik3r2
Product: phosphoinositide-3-kinase, regulatory subunit 2 (beta)
Biological process (GO): canonical Wnt signaling pathway; non-canonical Wnt signaling pathway
Cellular component (GO): plasma membrane
Molecular function (GO): Wnt-protein binding; Wnt receptor activity
Source: RefSeq, a predicted model, not a curated record
GUUGGCAUCCCCAGCGGAGCAUGGUGGCAGCCCUCACUCUCUGCUCCCUCGUGUGGCGCAGCUGGAAGAGCUGGCAGCCCAGGGUGCCGAUGGCCCUGUAUCACCGUCGGAUGGCAAACCCAGUGGCCAAGUGAGCUGGCAUCAAAUACCAACCCCCUUCCACAGCUUGUGAAUGGUAGACAAGUGACAGCCCACAGUCGUCACCAUGGCGGAAUAAUGGUGGGAAGCCAGGCAUGAGCGGCCCCCGUGGUCACCUGUGACUUCUCCUACAGAGAGGUCUGACCCCCGGCCCACAGCCAAGCCUCCCACCCGCACCCCCGCCCAUGGGGCCCAGGGGGCCCCGAGCCAGCGCCUGAUCCCGACGAGCAGCCCCUGGCAGCGGCAUGGCGGGCGCGGAGGGCUUCCAGUACCGCGCGCUGUACCCGUUCCGGCGCGAGCGGCCGGAGGACCUGGAGCUGCUGCCCGGCGACGUGCUGGUGGUGAGCCGCGCGGCCCUGCAGGCGCUGGGCGUGGCGGAGGGCGGCGAGCGCUGCCCGCAGAGUGUGGGCUGGAUGCCCGGCUUCAAUGAGCGCACGCGGCAGCGGGGCGACUUCCCAGGCACCUAUGUGGAGUUCCUGGGGCCUGUGGCCCUGGCCCGGCCCGGCCCGCGGCCCCGCGGCCCCCGCCCACUGCCCGCCAGGCCCCGAGAUGAGCCCCCAGAGCCAGGCCUCUCGCUCCCUGACCUGCCCGAGCAGUUCGCCCCUCCCGACGUGGCGCCCCCUAUCCUGGUGAAGCUGGUGGAGGCCAUAGAGCUUACAGGGCUGGACGCAGAGUCCCACUGCAAGCCCGAGCUGCCCGCGCCGCGCUCAGGCCCCUGCCUCGGGUCCCGCCGUCCGCGCCCUGGCCGCAGCCUUCGGGCCGCUGCUGCUGCGCGCACCGCCAGCUUCGAAGCCGCCAGGGGGCGCCCUGCCCGAAGGGACCGAAGCCAGCCCGGACUUCCCGGCGCUGCUGCUGGAGAAGCUACUGCAGGAACAUCUGGAGGAGCAGGAGGCCGCGCCCCCAGCCCUGCCGCCGAAGCCCUCCAAGGCGAAGCCGGCGGCCCCAGUCCUGGCCAACGGGGGCAGCCCGCCCUCCCUGCAGGACGCUGAGUGGUAUUGGGGUGACAUCUCCAGGGAGGAGGUGAACGAGAAACUCCGAGACACGCCCGAUGGCACCUUCCUGGUCCGCGAUGCGUCCAGCAAGAUCCAGGGGGAGUAUACGCUCACCCUCAGGAAGGGCGGCAACAACAAGCUGAUCAAGGUGUUCCACCGCGACGGCCACUACGGCUUCUCGGAGCCGCUGACCUUCCGCUCCGUGGUGGACCUCAUCACGCACUACCGCCACGAGUCGCUGGCCCAGUACAAUGCCAAGCUGGACACGCGGCUACUCUACCCCGUGUCGCGGCUGCAGCAGGACCAGGUGGUCAAGGAGGACAGCGUGGAGGCCGUGGGCGCCCAGCUCAAGGUCUACCACCAGCAGUACCAGGACAAGAGCCGCGAGUACGACCAGCUUUACGAGGAGUACACGCGCACCUCGCAGGAGCUGCAGAUGAAGCGCACAGCAAUCGAGGCGUUCAACGAGACAAUUAAGAUCUUCGAGGAGCAGGGCCAGACCCAGGAGCGGUGCAGCAAGGAAUAUCUGGAGCGCUUCCGGCGCGAGGGCAACGAGAAGGAGAUGCAGCGGAUCCUGCUCAACUCCGAACGGCUCAAGUCCCGCAUCGCCGAGAUCCACGAGAGCCGCACGAAGCUGGAGCAGGACCUGCGGGCUCAGGCCUUGGACAACCGCGAGAUCGACAAGCGCAUGAACAGCCUCAAGCCUGACCUCCUGCAGCUGCGCAAGAUCCGCGACCAGUAUCUCCUGUGGCUCACCCAGAAAGGUACCCGGCAGAAGAAGAUCAAUGAAUGGCUGGGGAUCAAAAAUGAGACUGAGGACCACUAUGCACUGAUGGACGACGAGGAUGACCUCCCCCACCACGAGGAGCGCACGUGGUAUGUGGGCAAGAUCAACCGCACGCAGGCCGAGGGCAUGCUGAGCGGCAAGAGGGACGGCACGUUCCUCAUCCGGGAGAGCAGCCAGCGGGGCUGCUACGCCUGCUCCGUGGUGGUGGACGGGGACACCAAGCACUGCGUCAUCUACCGCACGGCGACCGGCUUCGGCUUCGCGGAGCCCUACAACCUGUACGGGUCGCUGAAGGAGCUGGUGCUGCACUACCAGCACGCGUCCCUGGUGCAGCACAACGACGCGCUCGCCGUCACGCUGGCGCACCCCGUGCGCGCGCCCGGCCCGCCGC